UCUUUGCGUGGUUGCGUCACAGGGUGAUUCCUGUUGAGACCGCGCGUAACCCAGACGUUCAAUACUUUGUUCAAUGCAGUUGCAAAAAGCUGUAUUUUGAUAUUAGAAUAUUGAUAGCGAACUUAGUAUUUUUUCGUCUUUGCUUUGGGUUUGUGGAUACAAUCAAGGUUUCUGCAGUUUUGUAGAUCUGAAAUCACCCGGUUAAAUUCGUUGGUGAUCAACGAGGAUCGAAGAUAGCACCAUCAUCAAAAUCAUCAUCAUCGAUAAUUGAGGUCUGGGGAAAAUAAUACACGGUUCAGCUUAAUUUUAACUGAACCGUGAUCUAACGUUAAUCAUCGAAGAAUCUGAUCACUUGUUUAGUGUUGCAAGUUUUGAUCACAAGACCACUCUGAGCAUAUGGCAGACCUCAUUCGGUUGUGCGGGAGCGUACGUUAUUAACGUUAGUUAUCUGUUAAAUUCAAAAGCAACUGGAAGACAUUUCGCUUUUUCUCAAAGUGACUCCACAAGAUCAUUAGCAGGAAAUUAAACAGCCAACAUCAAGAAGAACCUAGCUUUAUGGUACCACCCCACCAUGUUGGGUAUUAUGGAUCAUCACCAAGACACCGUCCGGAAAUGUAAAACGGAGGCUUUGCCUCCAGAGCGUAGGAAGAGGACCGUGGAGGAUUUCAAUAAGUUUUGCAGCUUUGUCCUGUCCUAUGCUGGGUACAUUCCACCUCAAAAAGAAGAGAGUUCAUGGUCUCCAUCUUCAUCUCCAUGUACACACGAGCUUUCUGAACUCUCGGGUGAAGGGUCUGUAAAAGAUAGCUGGACGGAAGCACACUCCAACCUCAACAACAUUCAGUGUUUGGUCCACAAAGCUGAGACAGACAGCAGCAGCACAGAGUUCAGCCAUCUUCAGUCGGACAGCUCCUCAGACAAGAUGAGAUUGAAAGACUCUCUGAAUCAGAUCCAUCUGGAUAGUAAAGCUGAAAGGAAGAAGGUGAAGAAACUCGGACGCUUAUCUUUAGGAGGGCCGAGGAGAAGCCUCUCCGAGGCAAGAGCACACAAACAAUCGAAAGCAGCACUAAAGAAAAUGAAGAGAUCAGUAAAGGCUGAGAGACACUUUCAAUCCACAAGCCCUUUAAACGAGGGGUUUCAAAAGGAGGAGGGGUUAACCGAACAGGCUGUUCACAUGCAUGAGGCGGGGCUUAAACUGGAGUCCAAUCAAGAAACAGACCUGAGCUCUUGCGAAACGGACACAUUGGUGACUGAUGAGGAUAUUAUGGUUGAGUCUGGUGAUGAUUCUUGGGAUUUGGUUACUUGUUAUUGCGGGAAGCCUUUUGCCGGACGUCCCAUGAUUGAAUGUGACGAGUGCUCCAUUUGGGUCCAUCUCUCCUGCGCUAAGAUUAAGAAGUCCAACGUACCUGAUAUUUUCUACUGCUACAGAUGCAGAGACUCUCUGGGCUCCAUGGUCAAAAGAGACCACUGAGAAUGAAUGUGUGGGUGCAGAUCUUGUGUCUAUUUAAAUGGAUGAGAUGUUCUCAUAUAUCCGUUUUUUUUUUCUUUUUUUUUUUUUUACUUUUCUGAUUACUCUUAAUUAGUUUCUGUUAAAUUAAAUCAGUUUUAUAUAACUCCAUUUGUUCUCCUUUGUUCUGUGUUAAUAGACCGUUCUUGGUUUAUGACAUUAAGUGGUUAUCAGAUUUAAGGUGUACUAAAACUCAUGCACUUAUUUGCACUACUAUACGAGUGUUGUGUUUUUGAUUGUACACAUACCUAAAAUUAUUAUUAGUGACAAAUGUGCACUAUGACCACAUAUUGUGUAGAUAAAUAAAUGAACAUCUCCCGUG
Molecule: messenger RNA, 1826 nt
Organism: Carassius carassius (crucian carp)
Lineage: Eukaryota; Metazoa; Chordata; Actinopteri; Cypriniformes; Cyprinidae
Gene: phf23a
Product: PHD finger protein 23a
Exons: 5
Coding region: 572-1468 (298 amino acids)
Biological process (GO): positive regulation of protein ubiquitination; negative regulation of autophagosome maturation; negative regulation of autophagosome assembly
Source: RefSeq, a predicted model, not a curated record